GAUCUACUCGCAUUUCCACUGUCGUGUUUUGACAGCGGCGGCUGCCGCUGCCAGCCGCUGCCAUCCAUCUAAUGCCGCUGGAAAUAGCUCUUCCGUCGCCAUCGAUCCUUUCGAAGUGGUGUGAGAUGUUUGAAGUACCUUAGACGUAGUCGCUGAUUUUGACUCGAUUCAUGUGAACUUCGCGACUGCGUCGUCCAUCCCGGAUGGUGAUGUUGGGACGAUCGAUGUCGAUUAUUUCAAAUGGUCCUUCAAAUCGAGCAAACAGAAGCCGUCGGACAGGGUGCAAUUCUGGAGGUUGGCCAAGGAGCUUAUAACACGUUUUCCAUCAAACGAAGCAAGAUCUCCAUAUUCAAGAGUGUAGAUGCUGCGCAAAUAAUGGUCGUGGUCAUGGGCUUUACCAGUCGCUCUCAUCUGGUCGCACAAUUCACGGGUAACCGAAAGACGGAAACGCUCGAC
Messenger RNA from Cylicocyclus nassatus, 456 nucleotides. NCBI's taxonomy places the organism in Eukaryota, Metazoa, Nematoda, Chromadorea, Rhabditida, Strongylidae. The record is from the annotation of a GenBank genome assembly.